AUGGCGAGCGAGGUUGCUGCUGUGAUCCCCGAGUCGGCCAUCGCGUUUGACGAGAAGCAGAGCGGCGCGGGCUUCUAUGUUGACGGCGUUCGCGCCGACUCGACCGCCUUUCCAACUCUCGUUGGGGUCCUGUCGUCGCCACCAGGUAUCGUCUGCGAGUACAUGGGCCUUGGCGAUCUCGAGAGCUAUCUGCACGCGCUGCAGCACCCGUCGUCGCUCUUGUGGCCGGCCCAAGCCCACAUUGCAUGGAGCGUGGCGACGGCCGUGUCGUAUCUCCACAACUAUGGUCUCGCGCACAAUCGGCUUUGCCCCAAGCACAUUCUUCUCAGCGCCAACUUUGACGUCAAGCUCUGUGGCCUCAGCGGCGUCGAUGCCGAGGACGACGACGACGACGAAGACGUCCGCGGCCUCGGACGUGUGCUUCAUGCCAUGCGGACGCGCGCCACGGCGCUGGCGGCCACCAACUGUUUGUUCCAUGUACCGCCUACGCCGACGUGGCUGCUGACGCUGGCGACCGCAUGCGUCAACGGUCGCAUGUCCAUCGCAGACGUCGUGGACGUACUCGAACGCCACGGCGCCAACGACGGCGUCGUGUACGAAAAUCAGCACCACCAACGGACUUUGAGGAUCACCAAGUGCUCACGCGCUUUGUUGCCAGCGCCGACAAUGGCUGCAAGCGUCGCCCCGUUCACGCCGCGGGCGUCGCUCCUCGAGCCGUCCACAUCGCUCGACGACCUUCUGUCGCACUAUCGCGUAGCGACCCUCGACGCCGGGUUGCUCACUUGCGGCAUGGACGUCGACGGCACCGACGGCGAUGUCGUGCUUCGGCGGGGAACCUACGAUGGCCACUCCGUCGCCGUCCACCAGGCGCGUCAGCAAGGUGCGCUCGGUCACCGAGACUUAUUGGACCACGUGGCCCGUCUCCUCGCGGUCCAGUGCGAUACGUACAUGCCGCGCGUGCUCGGUGUCUGCUACGUACCCCAGACGUCGCUGCUUGGAUGUGAGCCGCCGCCGCCCGUGCCAUGUCUCGUCGUUGAUCGACGAGGUCUGCGCAGCCUCCGUGACGUCCUCGCCGAGUGCCCGCCGUACGCCGGGCCGUUCUACUGGCGCCUCAAGCUUUGGUGUGCCCACAACAUUAUCGCGUGUCUGGCGCAUCUCCACGCGCUCGGCGUCUGCCACAUGAACUUGACCUCGCACAACGUCUUGGUCGACGGCACCUUUCGCCCGCGUCUCACCAACGUCGGCGUUGCGCUCACAACGCGCCUCCGCGAGUGUGUCACCCUCGGCACGGGCGCGUCGCGGUGGUACCCCCCCGAGGUCUUUCUCGCAAACGCGCAACCGACGUCGGCCAUGGACGUCUUUGCCUUUGGGACGCUUUUGUAUGAGCUCGAGACGCACAAACAGCCGCACGAGUCGAUCGUGACGGACCACGCGCUCGCGACGAUUAUCUCUGGCGGCACCAAUGUGCACGUCAGCGCCGACUGCCCGAGCGGCCUCGCCCAGCUCGCAGCCGACUGCAUGCGACAAGAUCCGACGACGCGUCCGUCACCAGCUUCCAUUGUGCGCCGGCUGUACGACCUCCUCCACCCGAGCAGCACGCUCGAUAUGCCUGGACCGGCGUCCGUCGUUGCCGUCGACUCGGUGGCGCUGCAGUUUGAGAGCAUUGUCGAGAUCGACGACUACAUGGAGACGUUCCGAUGUCGCCUGUCGUCCGAGCUCGUCUGGAUCAAGCGUCCGACGACACAGUCGACCAAAGGCAUCGACGUCGACACGCGAGCUCGCUUCUUUGACGAAGUGAGUCUCUUGCUCCGGCUUCAGAGCGUGCAGUCGCCGCACAUAGUCAAGCUCAUUGGCGUGGCCAACAUGGCAGCGUUCGCUCCGGCGAUGGUCAUCGAGUACCCUCCGCUCGGUAGCUUGCGCGAGUUCGUCCUUCAACACACGCUGUCGGUCGUCGACAAACUCUACUUGCUUCUCGGCGUAGCCCAGGGCCUUGACGAUCUGCACCGGCGCGGUUGGAUCCACGGCGACGUGUGUUCGGAGAGCGUCUUCUUGGGCGCCCACCGCCAGCCCAAGCUCGGGCGUCUCGGUGCUGCCCGGCACGUACGCGAGUCGAGUAGCUUCCGGCACUUGUCCCGCAGCGCCCAGCUGUACGCUGCUCCCGAAGUUCUAUCGGCGCAAGCGUACUCCAAGGCAUCCGACAUCUACGCGUUUGGAGUGCUCAUGUGCGAGGUCGACACCGCCACGACACCGCUGGAGGCCGACACGACGGGCACUAGCAUUUACCCGGUGCUCUACCGCGUUAAGCAAGGUACGCUGACACCGCGGCCGUCCCCCGGUUGCACUCCGAUGUUCCGCGCGCUUGCCAACCACUGCAUGACGCUCGAUCAGAGCAAGCGCCCCACGACCGAGAAAAUCGUCGCUGCUCUUCAGCGCCAAAUUAUGGCGUGCGCCGAGCGUCCGACGGAGAAGCUCUUGGCGCGUUGCACGCACGAGGCGACUUCGGACGACGUUGCCGCAGCCGGAUUGCCCUCGGCCGAUCACGGCCAAUUGGUUGUAUCGAGAGACAUGCUCCUCGGCACCGGCAGCUACGCUGUCGUCGUGCGCUGUAGCUUCAAGGACGAGCCGUGUGCGCUCAAGCAGCUGCUUCCAGGCGUCGCGAGCGACCGGCACAACCGCACCAAGUUUCUGCGUGAAAUGCGACUGCUCGCGAGCUUGCAAUCGCCGAGGGUGGUUUCGUUCCGGGGCACACGCCACGUGACCUCCGCGCAACCGAGCUUUGUCAUGGAGCUCGUGGCGCCGGGCGAGAACCUGCGCGAUUGGUUGCAGCGCUCCCCGGCGCCGUCGUGGCGCCAGCGGUGUCGCAUUGCACUUGGUCUAAUCGAGGCCAUUGCGUAUCUGCACAUCGAGAGAAGCAUGGUGCACCUCGACAUCAAGUCCCACAACAUCAUGGUGCUUGAGGAUGGCCGCGUCAAGCUGGUGGACUUUGGCGAGGCACGGACGCUCGCUGAGGCCACGCCCGAGACGGUCAUGGGCGCCGGCACUAUUCAGUGGAUGGCACCCGAGCUCCACUAUAGCCGCGGCGACAUUGGCGCGUUGACCAAAGCCGACAUCUACUCGUUCGGCGUUGUGCUCUCGGAGCUCGACACGCUCCAAGUACCGUUCAGCGACCGCCAAUUUGCGAGCGCCUAUGCGCUUUGGCACGCGGUGGCUCGAGAUAAUGCCCGCCCGCAGAUGAGUGCGUCGAGCCCUGCGUGGUUCCUCGCGCUCGCCAAGCGCUGCAUGGACAGAGACCCGGGGUGCCGCCCCGACGCGGCGUCUAUCCGCACCGCUCUCACCAGGCGCGUGAUUGCCGAUACGACCGAGGACCACUUGUGCGCGUAGCUGUGACUAGACUCAUCACACAUACAGUAGUAAGAGAGUCGAUGGCCUGUACAACUGCAACGUCCUUUCUACAUUCGCUGUUCUGACAUAAGAACACCAGUCGUAACGAGGUGGUUGGCAGUUUAUAG
Messenger RNA from Saprolegnia diclina VS20, 3509 nucleotides. Its product is annotated as TKL protein kinase. The coding region runs from base 1 to 3381 and encodes 1126 amino acids. The transcript has 7 exons. Gene Ontology annotation, biological process: protein phosphorylation. Gene Ontology annotation, molecular function: protein kinase activity; ATP binding. Lineage: Eukaryota; Oomycota; Saprolegniomycetes; Saprolegniales; Saprolegniaceae. The record is from RefSeq and is a predicted model, not a curated record.